UGACAGGACUCACUCCACCACUUAUGAACCACCACUUUCUUCAUCUUCCUCCUUGAGGCUUCUCGGAUUUUGCAGCUCAAGCAGAUACAAUCCUAUUUCCACAAUGGCGGAACGUGCAGCCCAAAUCGCCGGCCAUCUCAACUACCCCAAAGGCCUCCUUGCCGGUCAAGUAGCUAUCAUCACCGGCUCAGGACAAGGCAUUGGCGCUGAAACAGCUCGCCUUUUUGCCAAUGAAGGUGCCAGAGUCGUAGUCUCCGACAUUGAUGCUGCGAAAGCAGCACAGGUCGCCGAGAACAUCAACAAGUCGGGUGGGAAGGCACUCGCAGUUCCAGGUGACAUGCUAGAUGCGGAAUAUAUCAAGACACUUGUGAAAAAGGCAGCGGAAUUUGGAAAUGGAAAGAUUCACAUCAUCGUGAAUAAUGCGGGAUACACAUGGGAUGGUGUAAUUCACAAGAUGACCGACAAACAAUGGGAAAACAUAAUUGCUCUCCACAAUACCGCCCCAUUCAAACUCGUCCGGGAAGCUGCUCCCUUCUUCCGCGUCACUGACGGCGAGCCACGAUGCAUAAUCAACAUCUCCUCUACAUCCGGCGUCCACGGGAAUGCCGGACAAGCCAAUUACGGUCUCGCGAAAGCAGGAAUAAACGGCUUGACGAAAGUCAUUGCUAAGGAAUGGGGACCAAAAUUCGGCGUCAGAGCCAACUCGAUUGCUUUCGGACAUAUCUUGACACGAUUGACGGCUGCGAAGGAAGAUGGUGCGUUUGUCACUACGCCGGAUGGAGAGAAGAUUGCUUUGGGCAUACCGAAGGGACAGGGCUCACAAUCGGCGAAUGCGAAUCUUGAUAUUCCGUUGAGGAGAGCUGGGACGGCUACGGAAGCUGCAAGCAGUAUCUUGGCUGUAGCUAGUCCCCUGUUCAGUUACAUCACUGGGCAAAUUAUCAUGGUUACAGGAGGUCGCAAUAUGUAGGGAAAGUAUCUAUUGCUCCAGGUUAAUCAACAGUGUAUUCGGAGUUCACAAAUUUGCACCGCUUAUCCUCAGUGGGAUCUGGAGGUCUACAUGUGUCCUUUCAGCCUCUGUUAUCGUUGUGUCCUAUCUUAGCAUAGAACUUCCUAGACAACGAGUUGUCAUAUGUCAGAAGAAAGACCUGCCACGGGUGAGCCGAACCAACGCGUCGGCGUUGUAGGGCUCCGUAUAUCUUCUCGAAGGCGGAUGAAAUGAGAACGAUUUUCUUUCCUCGUG
This is a messenger RNA of Mollisia scopiformis, 1240 nucleotides long. RefSeq names its product NAD(P)-binding protein. The record is from RefSeq and is a predicted model, not a curated record. The coding region runs from base 104 to 967 and encodes 287 amino acids. The transcript is spliced from 4 exons. NCBI's taxonomy places the organism in Eukaryota, Fungi, Ascomycota, Leotiomycetes, Helotiales, Mollisiaceae.